UUUCACUGUACACAAAUCGAGAGAGAGAACCUAUAUACUUUGUCAUGAGUGAGGCACUGUAGUGUAGGGUCAGAGUGUUAACGGUGGAGGGACUAAAUAAUGGUGGUAGCACUGUCAAAGGGUAAACCAAGAAAGACUGGGACAAUGGAACAUCUCUGGAUCGGCGUCACUCAUCCGAGCUCGGAACAUUCAUUGAUUCGUCUGACAACAAAAUAUUGCGCGCGUCUCCCCGUCAUAAUAUAUCUUAUACUAAAAAGUACUAAUAGCAACAUCAAUAUUCGUAUAGCCGACCGGUGAUUGUAAGACUUCCAUAGUUUGACUCCGGACUAUAACGAUUAGAUUCUAGAUCGUCUAAAUAAUAUAUUAUAUCGAUCGCGUUCAUGAUGUCAUCAUCACAGCUGUGUGAGUAUCACGUGCUUGGCAAAUGUCGGUUCGGCAACAAGUGUCGGAAUUCUCACGACUUGGGAGCUUAUUUGAGUCGAGAGCUUUUGAAUAUAGAAACACAUUUAUCAGCAUCACCUUUUCCACUUACGGGCUCUGGAAUAUUUCAAAAUGGUAUAAGUGCACUAACGGCUGAAUUUGAAGGUUACCAACGUCAAAUCGAAAGCGAAAGAGCCAUGAAACCAAUAUUAAGACAACCUGACAAUGCUAAAGUAGCAAUAGAAAAUGCGGUAAAAGAACUUUCUGUGGCAAAGGAAACAGAAAAGGGCAUUAGCGUAGAAGAGAAUGCGAAUAAUUUACAUGUACUUGAUCAAAAAAAGAUGAAAGAAAAUACUGAAAAAACUGGUGCUGAGUGGAACAAUAUUAUACUGUCUGCUGUUGACAGUAAUUUACUGUGCAAUAUCUGUUUUGAAAUCUUUAUUAAGCCGACAGUGGUUAACUGUUCACACACAUUUUGUGAAUCGUGCAUUCAUGUCUGGACGCUCCGUGUCAAAAAUUGUCCAAUUUGUCGUGUGGAAGUUAAAACAAAAUCGUAUUGUUUAACUUUGGAAAGCUUCAUAGAGAAGAUUGUUGAACAUUUACCGAUAGAAAUUAAAAACAAGCGUGAAGCAGCAAUAAAAGAGCGUAGCAAGAAGAGAAACAAAAGACCUCGACGAGCUAACCGUAGAGCAACUAGUAGUGCUCUUUCUGGAUUCAUGUAUAUGGACCGGCAGGCAGAGGUUCCCAUACCACCACCGCAGUUUGAGGUGGAACAAUCCACUAAUGCCAGUCCAGACUCAAUGCUUUUCAACGUAGUAGAAAUGUUCAGAAUGAAUUUUGAUGCAGUUGAAAAUAGACAUGUAAACCUUCCUGCCACAAUGCCUGAUUUUGCUACUUCCGAGACCUAUUAUACAGAUACGAUGCAUAACCCUUCUGCUCGUCACUAAAUUCAGGCACUUCAUAAUUUUAUUUUUAUUAUUAUUUAAGCAAUGGACAUUAUGAUGAUUUUAAAGUUUUGUAAAAGGGAGGAGGGGGUCAGUAGUAAGAACUUAUAAAAAACCUUGCCUUAAAAUAAAUGUUAAAAUAAAAUGAUUUAAUGUAACAAGUAACGUAAUUUAAAUACUUUUCAAAAAUAAUUUAUCCAACACUGCGUGGGUAAACAUAUUUAAUACAUCCAUGAUUCAUGUGAUUGAAAUUAUCAUAAGAUUUUUUUCACAAUAUUCUAAUCUGAUUUACAUAUUUCACUAACUUAAUUGUUCUUUAUGUCUUCAUGAUUAUGUAUUAUAAUUCUAAAGUCAUCUCAAUAUAACUAGAUUUCUUUUAUGAAUAUGAAUAAAAGUAUUAUAUAGGCUUUUUCUAAAAAAGAUUAUUUGUACAACUUGCUAUCUGAUCCCCACGUCCCCUCUUGAAUAUGUCUCUGUCAAUAUCUAUAAUUAUUUAUCACUUACACAUUUGAUUUAAAAGUAAAGUAAAUACACAUCUAUUUAUCAGUUAUUAAUAUUAUUUUAUUGUUCUAAGUCUUAUUGUGUUUUAAUGCCAUGCCAUUUUAUUUAUAUUUGUAUAUUAUACAUUUAUACUGUUUCAAUCGCACAUUAAUUGGGUACACUUUAAAGAUCAUUGCAUUUAUAUUAAGAAACACAACAUACUAUCAAUAGUUUGAUAUAAAAGUGAAUAAAAGAAAAUUUGAGUUACUUCUGACUAAUUCUACUUAAAUAAAUUUAAUGUGAAACUAUUUCACAUUGUUAAUUACACGCAUAAUGCGUUUUUAACUUCUUUUUUUACAUUUCUUUAAUUUUUUUUUUUCUUACCUGCAUAGGUACCAAAAUAAUAAAUAUACACUGUAACUACUGUUGUAUCUUACAGUUUCUAUUGAGAUCAUGUAAUUAAUGAGGUAAAUCAAAUGUCAGAUUAUUUUUUAGAAAAUCCCUUUAUUUAACUUUCUACCUACCUAACAUGAAUAUCACAUAUUAUGGUUGCUUUUUGACUUAAUGUCUCUAAAAAGUGGAUAAGAGGAUUUUAAUCAUAAUAUAUUAUGUAAGAGUAAUUUUAAAUGUUAGUAUAAUUAUGUGUCUUAUAGUAAUGGUGUGAUAUUAGCUCUGUCCAUAUUGAAGAUUUAUCAAAAUAUAUUUUAUGAUAUAUAUUUAAAAUUUAAUAACCAAAAGAAGUAACUACUGAAAGACGUUAUAAAGUUGGGUGCUUAUUGCAAUUUAUUGUUCAUAAAUAUAAAAUAAUAUAGGAGAAUUAAUUGUUCAAUGUACUUACACAUUACUCAUAAUAUUUAUACAGCAAUUAUUUAGAUAUAAUAUUUUAUUUCCAACUAUUUAUUUUUUUAUGAACAAAAUAUGUAUAGAUCCAGUUAAAAAUAUUUUAUUAUGUGUGUAAGCUUAUAGUUACUGUAAGGAUUUCCAUACCAUAUAUGUGGAAAAUUGUAAGACUAUUAAAAAUAUUAAGAAUAAAAGCUUAAUCAGUUCA
This is a messenger RNA of Myzus persicae (green peach aphid), 2892 nucleotides long. Its product is annotated as E3 ubiquitin-protein ligase RNF8-like. The record is from RefSeq and is a predicted model, not a curated record. The transcript has 5 exons. Lineage: Eukaryota; Metazoa; Arthropoda; Insecta; Hemiptera; Aphididae. The coding region runs from base 381 to 1367 and encodes 328 amino acids. Gene Ontology annotation, molecular function: metal ion binding.